UGCCUUGCAACUACAUGACGAAACAUUUGCUCGUUUGCAACAAGCUACAAUUGUAUCUUCAACUUAAAUUGUAUCACUCAUUUCCUAUCUAGCAGUGCGUAAUUCAAAUCUUAUAACAACGAAUCAACAAAAGUUUAUUUAAUUAUAAUAAAACAAAUAUGAAUACAGUUAAUCCAUUAAAGCGUCCAUUAACAGUGCCAAACGACCCAUUGAAAUUGUUGGUUUGCAAAAUUUGUAAAAAAGAUGAUGUUGUUUUGAACCUGAAAACUUGUGGAUGCCUUUUCUGUGACUCUUGUGACGGUGAUCCUCGCUGUAAAUGUAUUUCAUGCAAUUCUGAGCUCGAUCAAAAGAUAAAGUUGUCGUUUAGAAAGAAUCCAAGAUGCAAGUAUUAUGGACACAACAAGUGCUUUAAUAGUGCUGAAUACAAGUGUAGAUGUCUGCCAAACUGUUUUGUUUGCAGUUCAUGCCUUACCUACAUUCAUAGGAAAAGGGCCCGCGAAUCUUGCGUUCCUGAAAUGUUGACCCGCGAAAUUACCACUAAUGAUGAAUUAUGUCAAUUGUGCAAAGAAUUUUAUGUCGGAUUUAGAAUGACUUCCCCACCGUAUUCAAAAAUUUGUUUGGAUUGUAAAACAAAUAGUAACGCUGUAUGUACUUCAAUUGAAGAAACUUCUGAUACAGACGUAGAUUGGAAUCAGUUUUAUAAAGAUUUUGAACAAUCUUCACAAAAUUUGUCAGAUAAAAUUAAAACAAUUAAGGCUGAAUUAGAAUCAAGCGAGAUAGCUUUUCAACGGCAGAAAAGUAACUGCGAAAAUGCAUUAUGUGACAUUCAGUGGUGUUUGUACAAACAUGAUUUACAAUAUCAAAUGAACAUUUUUUUACUCAAACAGCAACUUGACAACUUCGAAAAGAUUUCAGACAUUUUAAAGCCUGAUGGCAAAGUUAGGACUAUUCUGGAUCUACUCAAAAAUAAACAAUUGACUUUACAUGGAGAACCAGGAAAAGAGCAAAUAACCAAUCUGUUUAACUAUUAUCAAGAAAAAAAUCCUCGGUGUCCUGUCACUGAACAAAUCAAGACAUUUGUUAUACAAAACGAUGCAAGUAGGCAACAUCUUUUGAAGUUUCCAUUGCCUUCCACACCCAUUUCAGAUGCUUUAACGGAUUCAGAUGUAAGUGUUCAAGAAAUUAUCGACAAUGGAGUCAAGCCGUUUGUAAUUUUGGUUGAGAUACAAUCCAGAGUAAAUAAGCGUAAAAAAAUACUCGAAGACAUUGAGAAGCAUCAAGACAAAUGGGUGCGCCAAGAAAGUUUUGCUGUGAGCGACAUUGUGAUUAUAUUGGAUGUUGAUGCGACUGAUUGUCACAAAUACAAGAGAGCAGAAAUCUUGCAUGUAGGUUAUCCCGAUUGUACAGUCUUUCUGCUUGAUUUUGGCUACAAAAUCAAAGUCAAAGCUAGUGCAAUUGGUAAAAUUAACGAAAUCAAAAUUGAUAGACAAAAAACUUGUUUCCUUGCUCAACUCACGGGAAGUGUUGAUUUAAAGGCUAAUACGCAAAAGGAUUUGAUUUCCGAAAUUUUCGAAUCCCAAAAUGAAUAUCCUAAGGCUCAGCACUUACAUGUAAUUGAUUAGUCCAAGUGAAGCUUCUACAUUUAAUUUUCUACAUUUUCUACAUUUUCGAGACUAAUGGGUCAGGACCAGGACUCAAGUUAUUCAACUUAUCUUUUAACAUUGUUUUCUACAGAAAACACUUUUCGACUUUCAUAUUAAUAGUAUCCGAACGAAAUGAUCUAAACUCCUUAAAUUCAACAACAAGAUUGAUAAUUCUGAUAAUUUUAUAGCUUUUAGCUUAAAAUAAGGCUAUUUCAUGGUAGUGUUAUUAUAAACGAAACGAACGUAUGCUGUUCAAUAAUGUUGCCUUCAAAUUUAAUUUAACCCUAUUGUAAAAAUUGGUAGAUAAAAAA
Messenger RNA from Tetranychus urticae (two-spotted spider mite), 1954 nucleotides. RefSeq lists its product as uncharacterized. NCBI's taxonomy places the organism in Eukaryota, Metazoa, Arthropoda, Arachnida, Trombidiformes, Tetranychidae. The record is from RefSeq and is a predicted model, not a curated record.